AUGUGGCUUUCCGCGGUGCUGGCGGCCGUGCUGCUGGCGGCCGUGCUCCGCCAAGUUUGCCUGUGGCUGUGCUCCGGGAGAUCCCCGAACCCCUUCUCCCAGGAUGUCAAGCGGCCGCCCGCGCCCCUGGUCACCGACAAGGAGACCAGGAAGAAGGUUCUCAAGCAAGCUUUCUCAGCCAGCCGAGUGCCAGAGAAGUUGGAUGUGGUGGUGAUCGGCAGUGGCAUCGGGGGACUGGCCUCCGCAGCUUUUCUGGCUAAAGCUGGCAAGCGAGUACUUGUGCUGGAACAACAUACCAAAGCUGGGGGCUGUUGUCAUACUUUUGGAAAAAAUGGCCUUGAAUUUGACACAGGAAUUCAUUAUAUUGGGCGUAUGCAGGAGGGCAGCACUGGCCGUUUUAUCUUGGACCAGAUCACCGAAGGGCAGCUGGACUGGGCUGCUCUGUCCUCGCCCUUUGACAUCAUGAUACUAGAAGGGCCUAAUGGCCGAAAGGAGUACCCCAUGUACAGUGGGACAAAAGCAUACAUUCGAGGCCUGAAGGAGAAGUUUCCCCAGGAAGAAGCUGUCAUUGACAAGUAUAUGAAUCUGGUUAAGGCAGUUUCUAAUGGAGCUGCUCAUGCCAUCAUCCUGAAGCUGCUCCCGUUGCCUGUGGCUCAGCUCCUCAGCAAGUGUGGGCUGCUGACUCGCUUCUCUCCAUUCCUCCGUGCCUCCACCCAGAGUCUGGCUGAGGUCCUGCGCCAGCUGGGGGCCUCCCCUGAGCUCCAGGCUGUGCUUAGCUACAUCUUCCCCACCUAUGGUGUGACCCCCAGCCGCACUACUUUUUCAAUGCAUGCUCUGCUGGUUAAUCACUACUUAAAAGGGGCCUUUUAUCCCCGAGGGGGUUCCAGUGAGAUCGCCUUCCACACCAUCCCUCUGAUUGAGCGGGCUGGGGGUGCUGUGCUCACCAGGGCUACUGUGCAGAGUGUGCUGUUGGACUCAGCCGGGAAAGCCUGUGGUGUGAGUGUGAAGAAGGGUCAUGAGCUGGUGAACAUCUAUUGCCCCGUUGUGAUCUCCAGCGCAGGACUGUUCAAUACCUACAAACACCUACUUCCAGAGAGUGCCCGCUGUCUGCCAGGUGUGAAGCAGCAGCUGGGGAUGGUGCGGCCUAGCAUGGGCAUGCUUUCCGUUUUCAUCUGUCUGAAAGGCACUAAGGAAGACUUGGGUCUGCAGUCCACCAACUAUUAUGUUUAUUUUGACACUGACAUGGACAAAGCGAUGGAAAACUACAUCUCUGUGCCCAGGGAAAAGGCUCCAGAACACAUCCCAUUUUUUUUCAUAGCUUUCCCAUCAGCUAAGGACCCAACUUGGGAGGACCGAUUCCCAGGCCGAUCCACAAUGAUCUUCCUGAUGCCCGCUGCCUUUGAGUGGUUUGAGGAGUGGCAGCAGGAGCCACAGGGAAAGCGAGGCAUUGACUACGAGACGGUCAAAAACUCCUUCGUUGAAGCCUCUAUGUCGCUGGCCAUGAAACUGUUUCCACAGCUGGAGGGGAAGGUGGAGAGUGUGACUGCAGGAUCCCCACUUACCAACCAGUUCUUCCUGGCUGCUCCACAAGGUGCGACCUAUGGUGCUGACCAUGACCUGAGUCGUCUACAUCCUCAUGUGAUGGCUUCUAUAAGGGCCCAAAGCCCCAUCCCCAACCUUUACCUGACAGGUCAGGAUAUCUUCACCAAUGGCCUGAUGGGGGCCCUGCAAGGGGCCUUGCUGUGCAGCAGCGCCAUCCUGAACCGGAACCUGUACUCAGACCUUAAGGCUCUUGGAGCAAGGGUUCAAGCACAGAAGAAGAAGAUGUAGUGUGGUCAGGGAAGAGUCAAAGGAAUUGCACCUCUCCAACUUAUUAUAUCCUUCUGUAUUAGUCCUUUGCGAACAUAAAACACACUCAUUUCUUAUUGCUGAGCAGAAGGUUAGCAUAAAUUACAGCUCUGCUGGAGCUCUCUGUA
This is a messenger RNA of Dipodomys ordii (Ord's kangaroo rat), 1976 nucleotides long. It is a transcript of the gene Retsat, whose product is annotated as retinol saturase (all-trans-retinol 13,14-reductase). NCBI's taxonomy places the organism in Eukaryota, Metazoa, Chordata, Mammalia, Rodentia, Heteromyidae. Bases 1 to 1830 code for a protein of 609 amino acids. The record is from RefSeq and is a predicted model, not a curated record. The transcript is spliced from 11 exons.